ACAGUUCAGUCGCUAUACAUUCGCUGCGCACGCGUCGCUCUUAAAAUUACCUUAUUAUUUGAUUGUCUUUAUUAGUCAAAAUCUAUUCGGAGGUCAAUUCGCCCACGAUGGCUGCUUCUGUACCUUAUGACAACAUGUCUACAACAUCUCAGUCGGAGUCACUUUUCACAAAAUGCUGCUGCUGUAUCCCUCUAAGAAUCGGAUGCUUCAUUUUAGGUUAUCUGAAUCUGAUCAUCAACUUAAUCCACACGCUUUCACUCGUUACUCUUACUGCUUACAUAGCAUUUUCAACUCAUUGGUUUGACCACUUCGACACCGACCAACCACGCACGGAAAUUGAAAGAGCUAUAGAGGUUAAAUCUCUUGAGAGACCACUGCUGCUUCAUGUCGAGAUUUUAUUAUUGAUAGUUUUAUUAAUGAACAUCGUCUGGUUGGUCAUUAAUGUAGCUUGUUUGGUUGGCUUGCACAAGAAACGGCCUGGCCCCAUCAAGAUGUACGUAACUUUUGCAACUGCUCGCCUAAUUCUUAUGGUUCUCGGCCUUGUAUACAUCAUUAUGCCGGGUCAUACCAGCCCUCAAACAAUUAUAUCUUACAGUGUUGAUCUAGGAUUGGCAGCAUACUUCAUAUUCGUUUAUUACAUCUACGCCGUACGAUUGGAACGUGAAGAGAACAAAAAUCAAGUUAUGCCGGAAAUAAAACCGAACAACGUCGUUUUCGUGUAUCCUCCAAAGAUUGAUAAAGAAGCUUUAGUUGCUUAAGACCGCUUUAGCUGAAACUGAACUAUUUAUUUUCUAAUUGUCGCGUGAAUUACCAUAACUUUAAGAAAAUUGUUGAUAUUCUAUGAAGUAAAAAUUCAAUUAAAUAUAAUUUUUCAUAUCCCACUUUUGUUACAUCUUUCGAUUUAUUAUUUCGUUUUGGAUUUUAAUAUCAACCUAAUAAGGUUCCAUAGCUCUGAUUUAUUUGUAGCUACAUCGUUGUGCUUGAAAUUAGGUUUCUUGUCAAUUAUUUCAUUUUUUCUAAUUUUUGUCUUGAUUUUGGUAAAAAAAAAACUUACCUUUAAUUAAAUUUUGAACUGUUUUUCUUACAAAGUUGUAAUCGUUGAAAGCAAGACAAUACAAAUUAAAUUGUAUCAUUUAUUUAAUUUUUUUUAAAAUAUGAAAUAUAAACGGAUAAAGUGACUUAAACUCAGUAUUCAGUGUAAAAAAUAGUUUAAACUAAAAUUAUUGUCAUCUUCUCUUAUUGUAUACAUUUCGGAGUGGUGUUUUGAAAAGAAAAUCUGUGUUUAUAACUUUGAUAUGUAAUUAACUUUAAAAUUUCAAAUUAAUAAAUAAUUAAAAAAAUUAUACAAGGUA
Molecule: messenger RNA, 1352 nt
Organism: Parnassius mnemosyne (clouded apollo)
Lineage: Eukaryota; Metazoa; Arthropoda; Insecta; Lepidoptera; Papilionidae
Source: the annotation of a GenBank genome assembly